UGUUUAGUGUAUCGUAAACUGCCAGCGUUGAUUGCUACUUUAUCACACUAGAAUAAUGGCUACGAAAAGCAGGUGGGAGACCAAUGAGGAAAUACAGUAUUUUCGGGAAUAUCUCCGAAUCCCUAGUGUACACCCAGAUCCCGAUUAUGAACCUUGUGUGGAAUUUUUAAAACUACAAGCGAAAUUGCUCGAUCUUCCCAUACAAGUACGUUAUCCAGACAAUGAUCGUAAUCCAGCUGUGAUCUUAACAUGGCAAGGCAAAGAGCCUUCGCUACCUGCCAUAUUCUUGCACUCGCAUAUGGAUGUGGUGCCGGUAUUUCCAGAGAAUUGGUCCCAUCCACCAUUUGCCGCUGACAUCGAUGAAGAAGGACGGAUAUUUGCACGCGGCGCACAAGACAUGAAAUGUGUUGGAAUGCAAUACCUGGGCGCGAUUCGUGCACUCAAGAAGAGUGGAGCAAAAUUUAAACGAACAAUUCAUAUAUCGUUUAUCGCAGAUGAGGAAAUGGGUGGACGUUUUGGUAUGCGUCCAUUUGUGCAUACUGCAGAAUUCAAAUCUUUGAAUGUAGGAUUUUCAUUGGAUGAGGGCCUGGCGUCGCCCAAUGAAGAGUUCCCUGUUUUCUUUGCUGAGCGUAGUGUGUGGCGUAUAUAUUUUCAGAUUUCAGGCACAGCUGGACAUGGUUCACUUCUCUUGAAAAAUACAGCUGGCGAGAAACUUCACUAUAUUGUUAACAAAAUGAUGGGAAUGCGUAAGCAAGAAUUACAAAAAUUGGAAAAUAAUCCCGAAUUCACCAUCGGCGAUGUGACCACAAUAAAUUUAACACGCCUAGGCGGUGGUGUUCAAAGUAAUGUCGUACCGCCGUCGUUAAUGGUUUGCUUCGAUGUACGUCUGGCGAUCGAUGUAGAUCAAAAAGAGUUUGAAAAUCAGCUUCAUCAGUGGUGCGAAGAUGUUGGAGGAGGUAUUGAACUUGAGUAUGAACAAAAACGUCCUCGUGUUGCUCCCACUCCUACAGAUAAAAACAAUCCAUUUUGGGUUGCAUUUAAAAGUGCUACCGACGAGUUGAAUUUAAAGAUUUCUAAGCAAAUUUUUGCUGGUGGCACCGACAGUCGUUAUAUAAGAGAAGUUGGCAUACCGGCUUUGGGUUUCUCGCCGAUGAACAAUACCCCAGUGUUGCUACACGAUCACGAUGAGUUCAUAAAAGCAGAUACUUAUUUGCGUGGGAUUGAGAUUUAUAAGAAAAUUAUAGCGAAAUUAGCAGAGGUUUAAAGUAAAGGCUUAAUAUCAGUCAUAUAUAUGUAUGUAUGUACUAAUGUGUUAUAUACGCCAAUAUACUAAAUUAAUUUUUUAGUAGAUGCUGGUUGCAAGGUAGAUCUUAACCAAAAUUUUAUGUAUGUAUGCUAAUUAAUAAAAAAAUAAUUUGUUCAAUUCAUAUUCAAAUAGUUAA
This is a messenger RNA of Anastrepha obliqua, 1442 nucleotides long. RefSeq names its product aminoacylase-1A. Gene Ontology annotation, biological process: amino acid metabolic process. The coding region runs from base 56 to 1264 and encodes 402 amino acids. The transcript is spliced from 6 exons. Gene Ontology annotation, cellular component: cytoplasm. NCBI's taxonomy places the organism in Eukaryota, Metazoa, Arthropoda, Insecta, Diptera, Tephritidae. The record is from RefSeq and is a predicted model, not a curated record. Gene Ontology annotation, molecular function: aminoacylase activity.